AUGAAGAGCGAGCACAUUAGACGAAGUUCUUUAGCAGACCUAUUUCUUGACACGCCUUUAUGCAAUGCACAUACAACAGGAACAGAUAUACUAUGGGCAAGUCUUCCUAUGGUUACUCUGCCUCUCGAGAAAAUGGCUACUAGGGUUGCUGGCUCACUCUGUCUCUCCACUGGGCAGGGAGACGAGAUGAUUGUCAACAGGUGA
Lathyrus sativus (Indian pea) is the source of this 204-nucleotide messenger RNA. NCBI's taxonomy places the organism in Eukaryota, Viridiplantae, Streptophyta, Magnoliopsida, Fabales, Fabaceae. The record is from the annotation of a GenBank genome assembly.